Pangasianodon hypophthalmus (striped catfish) is the source of this 4908-nucleotide messenger RNA. RefSeq names its product cartilage intermediate layer protein, nucleotide pyrophosphohydrolase (gene cilp). The coding region runs from base 327 to 3812 and encodes 1161 amino acids. The record is from RefSeq and is a predicted model, not a curated record. The transcript has 10 exons. NCBI's taxonomy places the organism in Eukaryota, Metazoa, Chordata, Actinopteri, Siluriformes, Pangasiidae.
GGCAUGCAGCCGAGCUCACAAGUCAAGCUCGAGCUAUAUAAGAGACAGCAGAAGACCAAGAGCACACACAUACACACAUCAUUUCUGCUGUUCUCACAUUUCGAAUCAGUUGAAGAAGUCUUCAUUGCUGUAGACGACUUUGACCUGGUGACCCUGUGCCCACUGUAGCGUCAGAUUGCUGUUCUUGGCUGACAGAGCGGAACCUGAUGUGGUCUUCUGCUGCUGUAGCUCCUCCACCUAAAGGAGUUCGGUGUCAGGAUUAUAUUUAGCGUGAAAAGAAGAAAAGGUCAUCACCAGAGGUGAAAGGCCGCCAGAACAGACUCAAGAUGGCGUACAGGCUAACGUGGGUCUUUCUUCUUCUCCUCUUUGGAAUUUCCAUUACCUUCACUCGAGGAUCCAUGAAGCACAAUCCAGCUGUGUUCCAUACUGACGAUGACUACGAGUGGACAACUUGGUUCAACGUCGAUCACCCUGGAGGGAAGGGAGAUUACGAGCAGCUGGAUGCGAUUCGUUUCUAUUACCGAGCUCGUGUGUGCGAUUCCCCACGGGCGCUGGAAGCUCGUACUACAGACUGGAUACCAGCUCGUGGAACUGGAGAGAGAGUGCACGCUGAACCCACCGUGGGCUUCUGGUGCAUCAAUUCAGAACAACCUGAAGGAAAGAACUGCUCUAAUUAUGCAGUCCGUUUCCUUUGCCCAAGAGACACAAAGCCGGACACUCAAGGAGUGUGGGGUCAGUGGUCAGAAUGGACCCCGUGUCCUGCACAAUGUGGCCACGUCGCAGCCCAGAUCCGCUCCAGAACGUGCACAACCCAAUCCAGGCAGUGCAACGGUCUAAAGAUGGAGAGCAGACAGUGCAAAGGACCCACAUGUCCAGGUUGUAGUCUGCAGUGUGUGAUGGGCAAGGCGAACACAGACUGUAAUGCUUGCAUGUGUGAGGAUCACAUAGUGCUUGGGUCAGUUCGUAGAGCUGGAAGUCUCCCAGCUCCUGGGGCAGCCAUUCUACUUUUAGGCACAAGCCCCAAACUUCUCACGCUAUCUGACCACAAUGGACACUUCCGUGUACCAGGGAUCUGCCCAGAUGGCAACACUACACUGCUGAUCAACCUGCAGGGCCAUAUGCCUCAGCAAAUUGUCAUGCCACUGAGCUCUGAGCCCACAACUGUACUUCAUGUGAAGCUGGAGAGAGCAAGAAACCUGUAUGUGCAAAAGAACCCAGAGACAAAAGCGAGGAGAAUGGGUCAGACAGCUGCCUUCUGCUGCAAGGUUACUGGUUCACCUGAACCUGAUGAGUACCAGUGGUUUCACAAUGGAACUCUGCUUGAGAAGAGUGUGUAUCACUAUGAUGAGACACUGGUUUUGAGGAACCUAAGAAUGGAUCAGGCUGGAGAGUACUACUGCAGAGCCAGCAGUGAGAAUGGUGCUAUUAAAUCCAAGCCAGCCACACUCUCAGUCAUAGGUCAAGCCGAGCCUUCAUGCAGCCCGAAUCCUGAACCCCACAUGAUCCGUCUGCCUCAUGACUGCUUCCAGAACCACACAAACUCAUUUUACUAUGACGUAGGAAGAUGUCCCACAGAAACAUGUACUGGCCAACUGGACAACGGUAUUCGAUGCAAAGACUCCAUAUCUUUCUGCUGUGGGGUGUCCAAAAUGGAAGAGAGACAGAUAACAUGCCAAGGCUACCAGUUACCUACUAUGGUGGUCACCCAGUGUGGCUGCAAAAAAUGUGUGGAAACAAAGACAAUAGUUCGUGGCCGUGCUACUGCAGCAGAUACAGGAGAGCCCUUAAGGUUUGGACACAUCUACAUGGAUGGAGAAACGAUUAGCCGAACAGGAUACAAGGGCACUUUCUCCAUCCAGGUUCCCACAGAUACUGAAAGGCUGGUUCUUACUUUUGUAGACAACAUGCAAAAGUUUGUGAACACUACUAAAGUACUUUUGUUCAACAACAAAGGUGGAGCUGUGUACCAUGAGAUCAAAAUGCUGAGGAAAAAGCCUCCUGUUACCUUAAGCUCAACUGACACCAACAAACUACAGCUUGGAGAAAUACAAGGUGAGGAACCUAUGGCUGAGAUUGAAAUUCCACCAAACUCUUUCUACAGACAGAAUGGAGAGGUAUUUGUAGGAAAUGUGAAGGCUAGCGUUACCUUCAUGGACCCAAGAGAUGUAUCCACAGCAGCAGCUGCUCAAAGCGAUCUCAACUUUGUUGGUACCGAAGGUGAUACCCUCCCCUUAAGAACCUACGGCAUGUUCUCAGUGGACUUCAGGGAUGAGGUGGAUGGCGAGUCACUAAAUGCUGGAAAAGUAAAAGUUCGUCUUGAUGCGGCCCAAGUGAAGAUGCCGGAACAUCUGAAGUCAAUGAAGUUGUGGUCCCUCAACCCUGAGACUGGUCUUUGGGAAGAAGAAGGACAGCUUCAUAUGGAGAAGAAACAACGUCGAAAGCGAGAAGAAAGGACUUUCCUCAUAGGAAACAUGGAAAUCCGAGAAAGAAGGCUGUUUAACUUGGACGUGCCUGAAAACAGAAGAUGCUACAUUAAAGUCAGAGCUUUCCGUAGUGAACGAUUUAUGCCAAGUGAGCAAGUAGAGGGUGUUGUGAUAACACUGAUCAAUAUGGAGCCUACAGCUGGUUACUCCACCAACCCUCGUGCAUGGGGUAGGUUUGAUAGUGUCAUCACUGGUCCCAGUGGUGCAUGUCUACCUGCCUUCUGUGAUGACCAAAGAGCAGAUGCUUAUUCUGCUUAUGUCAUGGCAAAUCUUGGAGGGGAAGAACUGGAAGCAGUAGCUUCAGCACCAAAAUUAAAUCCCAACAUCAUUGGUGUCCCUCAACCCUAUUUGAAUAAGCUGAACUACAGAAGAACAGAUCACGAUGAUGAUAGAAUCAAGAAGACGGCGUUCAGUAUCAACAUAGCAAAACCCAGCCCAAACACAGCUGAAGAAGCAAAUGGUCCAAUUUAUCCAUUUGAAAAACUGAAGGAGUGUGAAGAAGCGCCAUUUAAUGCACCACACUUCCGCUUUUCAAGAGUCGAAGGAGAUCGCUAUGACUACAACACUGUUCCUUUCAAUGAGGACGAUCCAAUGAGUUGGACAGAAGACUAUUUGAGCUGGUGGCCAAAGCCAACGGAAUACCGAGCUUGCUAUAUUAAAGUAAAAAUCAACAGCCCGCAUGAAAUCAAUGUCCGUUCUCACAACAUGGGCGGCACCCACCCGAGAACAGUUGGCCAACUAUAUGGCCUUCGUGACACCCGUAGUAUCCGAGACAGGGACCAGUCAAGUGUCUCAGCAGUCUGUUUGGAGUUCAAAUGCAGUGGCAUGCUCUACGACCAAGACCGAGUGGAUCGCACCCUAGUGAAGGUGAUCCCGCAGGGUAGUUGUAAGCGAGACAGCGUCAACAGCAUGCUACAAGAGUACUUGGUCAAUCAUCUUCCACUGGCUGUCAACAAUGACACCAAUGAGUUCACCAUGCUUGCACCACUGGAUCCUUUGGGCCAUAAUUAUGGCAUCUACACAGUUACUGACCAAGAUCCUCGCACAGCUAAGGAGAUAGCACUUGGACGCUGUUUUGAGGGUACAUCAGAUGGGACAUCACGAGUAAUGAAGAGCAAUGAAGGUGUGGCAUUAAUCUUCACUUGUGGUGACAAAGAGGUCACCAGACAGAGCGUGUUCCAGCAGCUCCAGAAUGCUCCAGGCCGGGCUAUAGCGGGAACGACUCGUCCAGGGAGAGGCAACCGAAGGCAGAGAGGAGACUCUUCAGCCGCACUCCGUAACAGCCGGAGAAGAAGUACACGCAACCCCAACAGACGCCAAAGCUCAUAAUGAAUACGUGUAAUACAAACGGGCUGGAGAGACCUACUACGCUGGUGUGAACAACUUUGAGCAUAAUAGUAAAUGUUUUUUGUUUUUUAAUCUAGUGCAUAAUUCCUACAUGCUAUAAGGUGUACUGAGAAACAACAUUUAUGGGUUAGAGUACAGGUUCCUAACUCUGGUCCUGGAGUACUCCCUCUCGUGUGUAUUUUAGGUUUUGCUGUUGGUGUGUGUUUUUUUUUUUUUUUUUUUUUUUUUAAAUGUUUUCUCUGCUCCCAACACACCUGCUUCAACUAAACAGCUAAUUCUGGAGUGGAAUUAUGUUAGAACAGGGAAAACACAAGGUGAAGGACCAGGGUUAAAGAACAACUAAUCUCUGUAGUACCACAAACUGAAAUUAAAUGGUUUCUGUUUUCAUGAGAUGUAAAACACAUCAGCAGGUUCAUAGUAAUAUUAGAAAUAAAAGUUCCAGGAAUACUAUUGACCAGUAACAAUUAAGGAUUUUUUUUUUUUUUUAAACUAAACACAGCAAUUCUUAAGGCAUAUACUUAACACUUACUUACCUGUACUGUGAUAGUUACUACUUGAAAUUGUAAAUAAUGGGAUAUUUAUUUCAUACACAAUGAUAAGUAACCAGAACUUAAAUACUAAUGUCUGUGUAUUUGACUCACACUACAGAGGUUUUCCGAAAAAAUAAAUAAAUAAAAAAUUCCUUUCAACCAACCAAUCAUUUUUAUUAAAUUAGAUCCUUAAAAAACACUGCUGGAGUCAUAUUGACCAUUUUUUGCUUUUUUUCCCCAAAUGGUUAGAAGGGGAAAACCCCAAAACAAAAGGAAAACCUCAGAUAUUGAUUGGGAGCAAACGUUUUUAUCUGUUCAGCCUGUAAUCUUCUUCCUCGAUACAAACCUGCAGAAGCUACAACAAAAGACCAAGCCUCACACUCCUGCACUAGUAAUGUAACUCUACCAGCAUUAGAGCAAAGUAAACAUUUAAAUGGAAAGAAAAAGUCAAAUCACUUUCAGAACAACUGAAUAGCACAUCAUUACAAACGCCGCAUUCAAAUUGUACUUACUUUUUUCUGCUUUUCCAUCCUUUUUUUUUUUUAUUU